AUGGGACCUAAACGCUCACGAGACGGAGCAAUGAAAGACGAGAAGUCAGGCAAGCCCGAGCAGGCGGCAUCGCCAUUCAUGCCGAUGUUCGAAGGCUUUCGAGCAGAGCUUGACGAGCACCACGAUCGACGUGAGAGGAUUAUCAAAGCGUCGCGCGACAUCACCGCCGCAAGCAAGAAAAUGGUGCGGACGCUUGGACAACCAGUUCCUGCUUUCGUGACCAAAGGCAAUGCACAGUACUGGGAGAUCAUUGAGAACCAGUAUCAGCAUAUCGCUGCCGAUGUUCAAGGCCUAAACGCUUUCCGCUACCCUCAGAUCACGGGAGGCAAUCAAGAGUUCAUGGAAGCAUUGAGCUUCCAUCAUUACCUGGAAUCGCAGACACUCAUAUCCUACGAUGACGCGAGAGCACGCGUAGCUUCGAUGAGUGGCAGCGCUGGAGCAGUACUACUGACCCCGGAGGACUACAUCCUCGGAAUUUUCGACAUGGUGGGCGAGCUCAUGCGUUUCUCGAUCACGGCCAUGGCUACCAACGGCAAACUUCCAGCGGGCCAGCCGAAGAAGGAAGCUAAGACUAGUCAAGACUUACCCCAGGACCAGGAUGCCGACACGAUGGACGUUGACGAGCAAACGCCUGCGUCGAAGCCAUCCGAGGAGCCGCGCAACAUCCUUUCGGAUCUCCGAGCACUGCGACUGCAGCUCGAGAUGUUCGAGCCUGGAGGCGGAAAAUUGGGAGCAGACGUUAGGAAGAAGGCGGAUGUUAUGAGGGAGUGUGUGGACAAGGUCGAAAAAGCAUUAUACGGUCUCACAGUCCGUGGUACGGAGCGGCCUAAGGGAUGGGUGCCCGACGUGAGAGAAGACAGACGGCCCGAGGUGGAAAGCUACUAG
Molecule: messenger RNA, 885 nt
Organism: Didymosphaeria variabile
Lineage: Eukaryota; Fungi; Ascomycota; Dothideomycetes; Pleosporales; Didymosphaeriaceae
Exons: 2
Coding region: 1-885 (294 amino acids)
Cellular component (GO): nucleus; cytoplasm
Molecular function (GO): RNA endonuclease activity; RNA binding; sequence-specific DNA binding
Source: RefSeq, a predicted model, not a curated record